AUGGGGUCCCCGAAGGCGGCCAGGAGCAAGGCGGGCCAGCUGGGCGGCAUCUGGCGCCGCAGGGUCGGCGCGCCCUUCGCCGCCCUCCUCGUCGCGGCCGUCCUCGUCCUCGUCCUCUUCACCGGCCGCUUCCCGCAGGGCCCCGACGCUUCCUCGCGGUUCACCCCGGUACAUGUGGACGACUCCACCCCCCGGACGGUGCGCGACCGGCCGGUCUCCUCCACGGACCAAGACUUGGAGACAUCUGAUUCCUCAAAGCAAGAAGGGGAGACGUCUGAUUCGUCAAAGCAAGAAGAGGAGGGGAGUGACCAAAAAAUUGAGCUUGAUGAAUCUUCCAUGGAGGCAAUGGAAGAGCAGAAACAGCCUCCAGAGGACACUCCUGAGACCAAACCAGCAUCUCAAGGCACUACUCCAGCCAACUCGGACUUGGACGGCGAGGGAGGGAUGGCGACCACGACCGCGCCGGACCAAGAAGAAAGGAAUGCAGGAGGAUCUGGUUCAGCACCAUAUACCAAGUGCACACCUCCACCGAACUCGACGGUCUGCGACCUCUCCAACUCGCGCUUCGACAUCUGUGAGUUGUGCGGCGAUGCUCGCACCAUUGGUCAGUCGUCCACUGUCAUGUAUGUCCCACACACACAAACUUCCGACGGUGAAGAGUGGAGUAUUCGAGCCCAGUCUCGGAAGAACCUUCCCUGGGUCAAGAAGGUGACUGUCAAAUCUCUGAAUACCUCGCAACCAGCACCAAGGUGCACCUCCAAGUAUGCCAUGCCAGCCAUUGUAUUUGCCCUUGGUGGGCUCACAGCAAAUGUGUGGCACGACUUCAGUGAUGUCCUUGUUCCACUGUUCCUCACUGCCCGCCAGUUCGACAGGGAUGUUCAACUCCUUGUGACAAACAACCAACCCUGGUUCAGCAAGAAGUACAUGACAAUCCUGAGCAAACUCACACGACACGACAUCAUAGAUUUUGAUUCAGACGACCAGGUCAGGUGCUAUCCGCAUGUCAUUGUUGGUCUGAGGAGCCAUGGUGACCUUGGCAUCUAUCCAAACCUGUCACCACAGAACUACACAAUGAUGGACUUCCGGUUGUUUGUCCGGGGAGCCUAUGGUCUGCCUGCAGCCAAGGUGGCCAUUCCCUACAAGGCUGAUAGAGAUGAUCCUGACAAGAAGCCCCGCAUAAUGCUAAUUGAUCGGGGCAAAACCCGGAGGUUCAUCAACGCACCGUACAUUGUCCAAGGGCUGGAAUGGUUUGGUUUUGAGGUGGUCAAGGUUGACCCGAAGAUGGACUCUAGUCUUGAUGAAUUCGCCCGCCUUGUUGACUCGUGCGAUGCAAUCAUGGGCGCGCAUGGCGCGGGCUUGACUAACAUGGUGUUCCUGCGAUCAGGGGGAGUGGUGGUGCACAUUGUGCCGUAUGGGAUUGAAUUCAUGGCUGAUGGGUUCUAUGGAAAACCGGCACGGGACAUGGGCCUAGGCCAUGUCAGGUACAGCAUCAGUCCAGAGGAGAGCACGUUGCUGGAGAAAUAUGGGUGGAACCAUACUGUGAUCAAAGACCCCAAAGCCAUUAGGAGCAGUGGAUGGGACAAGGUUGGGGAGGUUUACAUGUCCAAGCAGGACAUUGUCCUGAACAUGACAAGGUUUGGGCCUGUUUUGCUGAAGGCAAUAGAUUUUAUCAUGUAG
Triticum turgidum subsp. durum (durum wheat) is the source of this 1677-nucleotide messenger RNA. NCBI's taxonomy places the organism in Eukaryota, Viridiplantae, Streptophyta, Magnoliopsida, Poales, Poaceae. The record is from the annotation of a GenBank genome assembly.